AUGGACCUGGGCUUUUGGGCCGUGGGAACACUCCAUAGCACGGCGACCCUGUCCAUUCCGAGUGGGCCUGCGGUUUGUAUGGGCUUCGGCUCAUGCACCGUCUCAAUAUUUUCCUGUUCCGCCACGGCCACUCGGCCAGGCGGGCCCCGCUUUUUUUUUUGGUUUUUGAAUCGCGCUAACCCUAACCUUAAGAAACCAUUUGGCUGUUAUGGUGCACGUGCCCUUAACACUACCACUUUUGUACAAGGGUCACAGUGUGUCACAGAAGCGUCUAUUUUCUUAUCUGUCUUACAGAAACACUCAGUUUGA
This is a messenger RNA of Mycena citricolor, 309 nucleotides long. Lineage: Eukaryota; Fungi; Basidiomycota; Agaricomycetes; Agaricales; Mycenaceae. The record is from the annotation of a GenBank genome assembly.